UACAGACACACUUCACUGAGACCCCAACACUCGUUCACCUGCUGGCUGUUUCUUUUUUAUCUGUGUAUGGCGUAUGGCGAAGAGGAGCAUCCCUACAUCGCCAUGACAGACUGAUGUGACUUAGAGAAUGGCUUUGCUGCCUGGUACUGGAGCUGUUAUCUGUGUCCUACUGACCAUCCAUCUUGGUGAUUAGUGAAGUGGCAAUUGGAGAAGACCAUGUGUCAGUCGGAGGUGCCAGGGGCCAGACUGGGCCUGAAUAGUCCUGACCCGCUGGUGAGAGAGGCUUUUCUGAUGGCCCAUGACUACAUAGACUAUGUAACCACAGGCGGGGCAGAUGGCGCCAUGGGUCCAGCUCCUACAGCCUGCACCACGGCCCUGCGCUACGCCGGAGACGAGCUCCUCACCCGCUUCCCCAUCUUCUUCCGGCGCUGGCCUCGGGUCUUCCAGGACGUGACAGAGAACACGGCCUGCCCCACGCUCAUGAGCAUCCUGGAUGAGCACUUCUUCCCACCAGUCCCUGGGGGGCGGCGCAGGGACCUGGCCUGGAGCGCCGUGCUAUCGGUGUAUGUGCUGGCUGGCCAGAUGGCUCUACAUUGCCAUGAGAGGGGCAUGCCGGGGGUCCUGCCACAGCUGAAGGAGUGUGUGGGGUCCUAUGUGGAGAGGGUCAUCUGCCCUGAGAUACGAGACAAGGGAGGAUGGAGUGGUUUUGUAUCACGCUUUGGAGAGAAGCAGGGCUUGGAGGGCCAGGUGAAGAAAGGGUGCUGUUGGACACUGCUGGCAUUGGCCAUAGGCAUCCUCACCUACUUCUUGUGGAAAAGAAUAGCUUAGCCAACACUGCCACCUAGUGUCCACAACCAAAAAA
Messenger RNA from Perca fluviatilis (European perch), 862 nucleotides. RefSeq names its product BCL2 like 16 (gene bcl2l16). Gene Ontology annotation, molecular function: protein heterodimerization activity; protein homodimerization activity. The transcript has 3 exons. The record is from RefSeq and is a predicted model, not a curated record. The coding region runs from base 217 to 828 and encodes 203 amino acids. Gene Ontology annotation, biological process: intrinsic apoptotic signaling pathway in response to DNA damage; extrinsic apoptotic signaling pathway in absence of ligand; regulation of apoptotic process. NCBI's taxonomy places the organism in Eukaryota, Metazoa, Chordata, Actinopteri, Perciformes, Percidae. Gene Ontology annotation, cellular component: mitochondrial outer membrane.